Erpetoichthys calabaricus (reedfish) is the source of this 1237-nucleotide messenger RNA. RefSeq lists its product as uncharacterized. NCBI's taxonomy places the organism in Eukaryota, Metazoa, Chordata, Cladistia, Polypteriformes, Polypteridae. Bases 72 to 758 code for a protein of 228 amino acids. The record is from RefSeq and is a predicted model, not a curated record. The transcript is spliced from 5 exons.
ACUAACACCGCGGAAAAGUUCCACAACACCCACUUUAGACGGACGUCUACUUUUGGGCUGCAGCGCACGCAAUGAUGUUUGACAGCAGGAAAAUGGAUCGCUCGAUUGAGACGUGUGGCUUUCAAAAGAAAAGAGUGCCAUCACAGUUCUACUCCAAUACAUUUCGGAUAUUUGAUGAGAACUUAUCACAAGGCAUGGGAAUAGAACGCUAUAAUCAGAAUUAUGUGCAUGAAGGAAGAAAACAUCUAGAGCAACAGAAUCUGCCAAAUAUACACAAUGUUCCACAUCCACAUUGUGCUAAAGUCAUAAGAACCAACCCCAGAACUCUAAACGAAUCAAUAUGGUACAUGGAGUCAAAACGUAAAAUAGCUGAACAGUCCAGCUGGUGGCCAAAUUACACUGAUAUUAAUUUGAUACACACACCACCUUAUAGCAGGGAGAGCACCCAAAGAAGCGAUUUUUCAGCUCCAUUGCAAUGUAAUAUUCGAAAUACAAGGUUUGGAAGUAAUCCACAUAAGUCACCUACAUUUGGCAUUGUUCCGACUAUAAGUUUAAGUGGAGCCCAAAAUAACCAUGUGCAUCGUAUUUCUUUUAUUCACAAUUAUGAUUCAAGGAAAGUCCCAAAUGAACCAAUUCGUGGAAAGCGUCAUGGAGCUUUUGUGUGGAGAGAGAUUAAGUCAACGAGUGGGCUUAAAGCUCCCAGUGGAUCAGAAACAUUCCCGAGUACAGAGGGGUCACAAUCUCCACCAGUACUGUAGAAAGAGGAGAAAGGAAGUACAAAAGAAGAAAAGAUGACUUCACUCCAACUUGUCUCACAAGAUCCUCAACAGAUGUUGAAUUCUGGAACUUGCUUAUCAAAAACAGACCUAAAGGAAGUAGUCAGGGCCUAUCCCAGAAUCCCUUCCAAAAAUAAAGUUUAGCUGGGCGUUGCUGUCGUGCACACUAUUCAUUCUCCUUGUAAUGGAGGACUUCUCUGAUAUGUUCCCAUCCUUUAUUUUUCAGAGAAAGUGACUUCACAUGCCAUCCUUAUCACACCGACUCUUGUCUGCAAUGGCACUAGGAAACAUUCUUCAGCUAACUCUGAAGUGAGCACACUUGUCCCAGACAUUAACAAUGCCUCCAGGCACCAGCUGAUACCAGUGAGCAUACAGCCUGAACACUUUAACUGUUCUCUUAAAGCAGCUGCAAUUUUGUUUGAUGUGAUUUAGAAAUAAAGUUCUUUUCAAACCUGCUGAAA